UAAGAAUUGUUAAUGUAUUUUUUGGCGAUUGGUGGGAAAUAUAGGAUCAUCAAUUGAAAGUUUUUACAUCCAUUUAGGUUGUUAUAUACUUGUAUUACAGUUACCGUUGUAAAUAGUAAAAGGGUGAAGGCAAUUGGAACUCCAAUGGAAAGAGAGUACUUCGUUAUCCCAGGCCACAUUGGGGGCAACAACCUUCUAAUAAUUUUGGUUUCUCAUUUUACUAACCUUUUAGUAAUAUUGGUAGAUCUACUAUCAGCGCCUUAAAUGAGCUAAAUCUUCCCAUUGUUUUCUCAAAUAAUCCAAGUUGUGCAUCCCAUGAUUCUUCCAUUUCUGCGCUGGUUCUCACACUUAUCAAUUGUUCAGCGAGUCUAAAAAGGCAGUACUUCAUCUUCAAUCUUGGUCUUGUUACAGAAAACUUGUUUCUUCCCAGAAUCUUCAGUCCACAUGCACUUUGGUAUCUAAGGUGAGAGACCAGCAUAACCCCAUUCAAACACAACUCCUUGAUCAGAUCUUGCAAGAUAAUCUUCUUCUUUAGCUCCUAUGAUAAGCUCUCUUCUGCUUGAGGCAAUGAGAUUGAAAUUUGCACGAAUAAAGUACUUCCAAUAACCUGAAUAAUGUGAACUGACUAAGCAGUGAUGCUGAAUCACAUGGUUUAAUGAGUGAAGGCUUGCUAAAUUGGAAAGCAAAAAGAAAAAGUAAUUUUCUAUAAUACUUCAAGCAUUGCUGAUGGAAUAUCUUUUUCUAUAAUGCUUCAAAGAUUGCUAAUGGUGCUUGAACAUGCAGGUGGAUAAUUCUCUUACUAUGUCUUCAUGUUUUAAAUCCCUGUUCCUGAUUAACUUCCUCUCUGAUACUGAGGAAAACAAGUGGCGACGAGGGGAAUUUCAAUUAAAAUAUAUUUAUGAAUCCAAAGAGAGAUUUGUUAAAAGGCUGACGAGCCAGCUAAAUUUAGAGGGCAUGCUGUUUUAGGCAUGAGGCCAAUAGCAUUCACACUUGGUUUAUUCAUCAACUUAAGCUUUGUAAGAGUCAGGAAUACGGAUCAUCUUUGGGGAAAAUUUUGAUGGAACCCGAAUCAAAAUGAUGCAAAGUCCUACAUGAUAAGAAGUGGAAGAGAAGCAAGGCUUUUCCCUAGAAGAAUAUUGGCUGAUUUAUGCUGUGAAAGGCAGGUUUGCUGAGCUAACUUUAGCUGUAUUCGUUACCCUAACCAUUUGGCGAUUUAUUAAACAAUGGACAGAAAAUGAAUGACUGAUAUGAUCUCAUGUGACUUAUCACAUGAGAAAUUAAGUUUAAUAUUUGGAGGGACUGUACAGAAGUCAGAGAAAUAUAAUACUCAAUUCAGUAUCACAUGAUCAGUUGCUUCCAAGUUCCAACCUAUUAAAGAAUAAAAGGACAAUCACUAAAAUAUUGAUAAAAUUAAGGAAUAAAUCUCCAUAGAAUAUGUCAUAAGGAAAACUUGUUACAGGGACAGACAUCAAUCAAGUAAUAAAUUUCUAUCAUUUUAAGCAUGCAUUAUAACUGAAUUCAUUUUGACCUGCUGUGAAAUUUUUUACUUUCCUCUGCCUGAAUUCCUUUCCAUAAUCUGUGUUUAGGGAUACCCUUUUCCAAUUAUUGCUGAUUCUGUUGGAUUGUUCUCAGAUCUACCCCUUUUAACAGUAAAUUAAGUUUGGUUACUGUAAAGCUCUGGGUUAUUUGUCUGUAGUGUCCUAACAAAGUCUAUUGGGAAUGUUAAGUAGCUUCUAUAUGUUACUCCUUGAGUAGACUUGAGUGCAAACUAUAUCUAAAUAACAUGCGCUGCCACCUUCCUUGAUAAGAUAUCAUCAUAUGUCCUGCCUCCAAAAUAUUACUGGUUUCUUCUUCUUUCCAUCAGAACAACAUGAGAACCACUAGAACUUUGGUUGUUCUUUUUGCCUUGAUUCUUAUUCAUAUUCUCAUGUCUUCUCUACUAUCUCUCCACCAUGAGAGAGAGAUCCACUCAGAUAGCAGAAAUCAACCAAGGAGACUGCUAGUGUCUGUCUCCUUAUCUUCAUCAAAUGAAGCCAAUUUAAAUGGAGCUAUUAAAGAUCCCCAGAAGGCUUUGGAGACAAGUUUGAGGAAGGCACCACCAAGCCUUUCAAACCCUACCCAGAACAAGCAACAUCAAUAGUAUUUCUGUAGAGAUCACAAAAAGAAAGAGAAACUCAUUCUCUUUCCAAAUUUUUGCAGUUCUUUUUUUUUCUUCCUUAUAGGUAGAACAAUUUCAUCCUAUGCAGCUCUUAUUUGUUGUUUUUGUUUUUACCUUUGCAUGUUAUGGAUCUGUAAUUUACCGCUCCUAGUUUUCCUCCAAGUCUCUGUCUUCAUAGUAAGUUAGGGAGGACAUUGAAGCUGUAUGUAUGGGAACCCUGUAAAGAUUAUGUUAGAGAUAUAAUCAGUUAUUCUAAAAAAUUCAUCAGUUUCUUGUCACUUGUCAGUAAUUCCAAGGCUAUAACUGUAGACUGAUUAUUACACCCUUCUUCUUUCUGCCUUGGAACUAAUUUUCUUUCUCUGAUUAGUUUUUUCAGAAAACGGAAAUUCCCUCUUGUACUUUAUUAUUUUUUUCAUAUGACCUCAUUGAAGAGCAAGGCAGUGAUGUAUGCUUUAAAUUAUUUUGGCAACAAAACAGAUAGAGGGCUGCAUAUGUUAAAUCUUCAAGAUUUUUUUGCCUCUUUAGAGUGUCCAUGUUCUCAAGUGCAUCAUCUUACUCACCAAUUUCAUUUUCUCCUAUUUCAGGUAUUUUCUAUUUAAUUUAUAGAGCAUGACAUCUUGACUGCUUUUAUGAAGGCUCUGUUUGGGAGAGGGAAAAUGGGAGGUAAACGAAGUGAACUAAGAUGUGGGCUUGCAUGGUUAGAAACAAACUUGUGGUUCACUUGUUCCUUUCCCUCUUUUUCAUUUCUCCCCAUUUCCUGCCCUCUCACAAACAAAUUGAACUAUUGACAUGCUCUUAACUUCUGACCCUGAUAGACAAAUACUGAUUUUAUCAUCUCCUCAGAUUAAACUGGACUAAUUUAUCACCAUGUGUGUGCCUUUGCACCCAAAUCUAAUCAACUGCCAUUUUCAAAAUGAUCCUUGAGAAUUUGACCUCAUGUGGCAUAACCAGAAAUGUUAACCAUGACUUCUUACCCUUGAUGAACGGUUGAACACAAUUGUAUUUUCAAAAUUAAGAGUACACUUGAGUUUUAACAACUUGAAUCUAUUCAUUUGAAUUGAAUUCUCAUUCCAAAGGGAGGGUAAGUGUUAAUUGGGAUUAAUGAGUUUAGGAUUUACGCUAGCAUAUUCCACCAAUGUGAGACAUGAAAAAUGAUGCUUCUUUUACAAAAUUGUUCAAGGCUGCAGAUGAAACACAACUGUAAACAACAGGAGUCCUUUUGGAAAUUUAAUUAUAGCUGUUUGCAUUUACUCCAUCAAGGACAAUUAUUGAGUGGAAAAAUGGGACCAUUGCAGUUUUCCUACUAUCUUUCUAGUCUUUUGAAAGAGACUUGGAAGAUGAAGAUUACUUCUCAUUUUUUGGUUUUAAGUAAUUUUUUCUGACAAAUGAUAGUCAGGUCCUCUGAAUCAGUGAAUUGUCUAUAAGCUACUCUAGAUAAGGAUACUAAUUAAUUACAACCCAACUCCUCCUCCCCCAUUUUUUCGCAAAUAUCUUCUCCUGCUUACUUUUCCUUCGACUCUGUGAAUCUAAAUGGUUCUGCAAAUGACUGUUCCCAUAUGUUGUCGUGUCCUAAUAGCAACAAUUCUGUUGCUUUUUUCAUCGGUUGCUCAAACUGUUGGAAAUUUUCCUGUGGGUUCAGCACUUACUGCAGUUGUUGGGGCCUCCCAAUGGCUUUCUCCUUCUGGGGAUUUUGCAUUUGGGUUUAAACAGCUUGAAAACAAGGAUUUCUUUCUACUCUCCAUCUGGUGUGAGAAUAUUCCUGAGAAAACCGUUGUUUGGUAUGCAAAUGGAGAUAAUCCUGCUCCAACUGGAUCAAAGGUAGAGUUGACUGCUGAUCACGGACUUGUCCUUAGAAAUCCUCUAGGUGAACAAAUUUGGAGCUCUAAUAUCACUGAUGGCCUAGUUUCCCAAGGUGUUAUGAGAGAUACUGGCAACUUUGUGCUUCAAAAUGCUAGUUCUGAUGAGUUAUGGCAGAGCUUUGACCAUCCUACGGACACAAUAUUACCUACUCAACAAAUUGAGAUUGGUGGAGUUCUCAUUUCUAGACUAACAGAGACAAACUUCUCACAGGGAAGGUUCCAGUUGCGUUUGCAAGAAGACGGAAAUCUUCUGCUUAAUCCCAUAAAUUUGGAGACCCAAUAUGCUUAUGAUGCAUACUACGUUAGCAGAACAUCUGAUACGAGAAAUUCUUCAAAUUCUGGUUAUGCAUUUGGUUUUAGCGAUUCAGGCGCUUUGUACAUAUUGAAAAGGAAUGGUGAUGCUAUACUUCUUACAACAGCGACUCAAUCGGCUGCAGACUUUUACCGGAGAGCAACUCUCAAUUUUGAUGGUGUUUUCGCUCAGUAUUCUUAUCCAAAAAGAUCCAUGGGAAGUGCAAAUUGGACCGUUAUUUGGGCUGAACCGGAAAAUAUUUGCACUGUAAUUAAUGGAACUUUGGGGAGUGGAGCUUGCGGAUACAACAGUAUAUGUAGCCUUGAUGAAAGGAGGAGGCCAGCCUGUGCCUGCCCAGAAGGGUUUUCUUUGCUUAAUCUGGAAGACGAGUAUGGAAGCUGCAAACCAGAUUAUGAAGUAGGCUGUGAAGAAGAUUGGCUUGGUCCCAUGGAAGAUUCGGUUGAUUUUGUUGUGCUUAACAACACCGAUUGGCCUUCUUCUGAUUAUGAGCUGCUCAGGCCUUACAGGGAGGAGGAAUGCAGAAAUUCUUGUUUGCAUGAUUGUCUGUGUGCAGUUGCAAUUUUUAGGGGCAGUAGCUGCUGGAAGAAGAAGCUACCCCUCUCGAAUGGAAGAUUCGAUAGAAGUAUUGAAGGGAAGGCUUUUGUCAAAAUUAAGAAAGACUAUUCUCUUACAGGAAAGAGGAAAAGCUGGAGGAUUGUAGUAGUCAUCACAGUGUGUGUUCUCUUGGGUAGCUCUAUGUUUAUCAACUUGGUGCUUUGUCUCAGGUAUUUCUUCUACCUGAAGAAACGCAGAGAAAAUGGCCAGGGACGAAUCUCUGUGGAAACAAGUGUGCAUUGUUUUACAUACAAAGAGCUUGCAAGAGCUACGAAUGAUUUCAAGCAAGAACUAGGAAGAGGGGCAUUUGGUGUUGUUUACAAGGGAGUUAUGCAAAUAGGAUCCGUUAGUGCAAUUGCUGUCAAAGAACUGGACAACAUGGUUCAAGAUGGUGAGAGAGAAUUCAACACUGAAGUACAUGUUAUUGGGCGGACACAGCACAAGAAUUUGGUACGAUUGAUAGGAUUUUGUGACGAGGGACAUCACCGAUUGCUGGUGUAUGAAUAUUUGAGCAAUGGCACCUUAGCACAAAUGAUCUUCGAGAAAUCAAAGCCUAGUUGGAGCCGAAGAACUGAAAUGGCCACAGGGAUUGCAAGUGGACUUCUGUACCUGCAUGAAGAAUGCGGCAACACCCCUAUCAUUCAUUGUGAUAUAAAGCCUCAGAAUAUACUAAUUGAUGAUAAUGGUAAUCCUCGAAUAUCAGACUUUGGAUUGGCAAAACUUUUGAGGAUGGAUCAGAGCCAAACUUCGACGGUGAUUAGAGGAACAAGAGGAUACAUUGCGCCAGAAUGGUUUAAGAGAACACCCAUCACUGUGAAAGUUGAUGUGUAUAGCUAUGGUGUCAUGUUGCUGGAAAUUGUGUAUUGUCGAAGACAUGUUUAUGUUGAAACUGAUGGGGAGGAGGCAAUUCUGAUUGAUUUGGCUUAUGAUUGCUAUAGGGAAGGAACAGUUCAUAUCUUGGUUGAAGAUGAUGCUGAUGCCAUGAAUGACCUAGAAAAACUAGAGAGGCUUGUGAAGAUUGCCAUUUGGUGUGUGCAAGAGGAUCCAUCUCUUAGACCAAGCAUGAAGAAGGUGUUGCAGAUGGUUGAAGGAGUUGUUGAAGUUCCUGUUCCCCCAAAUCCUCAUUGGUUUAGUGCUGAUUAUUGAAACCUUCUGCUAUGGCUUUUUGCAACUUCAUGUCAUUUUAUUUUAGAGUGUAAUCCUUGUGCUGUAUUUUGUGCGGGUGCAAAUAAGAAUUUAGUAAAAUUACACCCAAUACUUACAUUCAGGUUAAGAUUAAGCAUGCAGGCCAAGAGCCAUAAACCAUCUGGCGGAAUUCUAAAUUUUAUUUGAUCUUUC
Messenger RNA from Manihot esculenta (cassava), 6262 nucleotides. RefSeq names its product G-type lectin S-receptor-like serine/threonine-protein kinase RLK1. Gene Ontology annotation, molecular function: ATP binding; protein serine/threonine kinase activity. The record is from RefSeq and is a predicted model, not a curated record. NCBI's taxonomy places the organism in Eukaryota, Viridiplantae, Streptophyta, Magnoliopsida, Malpighiales, Euphorbiaceae. Bases 3689 to 6070 code for a protein of 793 amino acids. Gene Ontology annotation, biological process: recognition of pollen; protein phosphorylation. The transcript has a single exon.